CAACAGCAGCAACAGUUUGUCAGAAACCUCGGUAGCUUGCUAGACCAAAUAGCCGAACCAAUAAAGCUCUUUAGACGCUUUAGUGUUUAUUAGCCACUGUCUUUUAAAACCACUUCUGUCGUCUAGUUAGUUAUCCGAUUUAAUUUCAUAUUUAGAGUGUUGUUAUUAGUCAGCUAGCGGGCUGGUUAAGUUAGCAUUAGCCUAGCUAGCUAACAUCUCCGACCAUGCGGUCACUAAGCUACUCUCCUUCUAAUGAAGAGAAGGAUAUCACAGUAAAACAAGAAGUAGAGAGUGGGGCCGUUACUGUGAAAGAAGAAGAGGACGCGUUCAGAGUGAAAGACGAGGAAGAUAUCACAGUAAAACAAGAAGUAGAGAGUGAGGCUGUUACUUUGAAAGAAGAGGAAGACACUCCUGCUGCUAAGGAAGAGGUGGAUAUCACAGUAAAACAAGAAGUAGAGGGUGGGGCCGUUACUUUGAAAGAAGAAGAGAAAGACACGUUCAGAGUGAACGAGGAGGAGGAUGUUACUGUAAAAGAGGAGGAGGAUGUUGUUACUUUAAAAUUGGAGGAGGAUGUUACUGUAAAAGAAGAGGAGGAUGUUACUGUAAAAGAAGUGGGGGAUGUUACUGUAAAAGAAGAGGAGGAUGUUACUGUAAAAGAAGUGGGGGAUGUUACUGUAAAAGAAGAGGAGGAUGUUACUGUAAAAGAAGAGGAGGAUGUUACUAUAAAAGAAGAGGAGGAUGUUACUAUAAAAGAAGAGGGGGGUGUUACUGUAAAAGGAGAGGAUGAUUCCGUUUUUGGAGUGAAAGAGGAGUGGGAAAUGACUGUUACAUCAAAAGAAGAGGAGGAACCUGGAUAUCUGGGCCCGGUUUCCCAAACGCAUCUUAAGGCAUCCAAUGGUUCUAACGAUGAACCGGCCCUGAUUAACACUAGAGAGAGACGGGACUACCGUGGAUCCUCUGGGGAGCCUCAACAACCUCAUGAUGCUGACAAGGCAGAGAAGAGUCUCUCCAGAUCAGAACCCCCCAAUAAACACCUGCAGAGAUCCACAGGGAAGAUAACUCACUGCUGCUCUGACUGUGGGAAGAGAUUCACCUCAUCCGGCAUUACAAUUCAUCAGCGAACACACAGAGGGGAGAAAUCUUAUAGCUGUGAUCAAUGUGGGAAGAGUUUUACUACAUCUGGCUCUCUGACUUUACACCAGAGAACACACACAGGAGAGAAACCUUAUAGCUGUACUCAAUGUGGGAAGAGUUUUACUCAGCUCGGCAGCCUAAUAACACACCAGAGAAUACACACAGGAGAGAAACCUUAUAGCUGUACUCAAUGUCGGAAGAGUUUUACUAAUCCAUCCGGCCUAAUAUCACACCAGAGAACACACACAGGAGAGAAACCUUAUAGCUGUACUCAAUGUGGGAAGAGGUUUACUCAACAAUGCAACCUGAUAUCACACCAGAGAACACACACAGGAGAGAAAUCCUAUAGCUGUGAUGAAUGUGGGAAGAGUUUUGCCCAAUCUGGAGCGCUGACAGUGCACCAGAGAAUACACACAGGAGAGAAACCUUUUAGCUGUGGUCAAUGUGGGAAGAGUUUUGGUCAAUCUGGAGAUCUGAGAGUGCACCAGAGAACACACACAGGAGAGAGACCUUAUAGCUGUGAUCAAUGUGGGAAGAGUUUUGCCCAAUCUGGAGCGCUGACAGUGCACCAGAGAAUACACACAGGGGAGAGACCUUAUAGCUGUAGUCAAUGUGGGAACAGUUUUGCUGCAUCAAGAACUCUGACUCAACACCAGAGAAUACACACAAGAGAGAAAUCUUUUGUCUGUGAAUAAUGUGGGAAGAGUUGUGGUCAAUCUGGCCAUCUGGUAUCACACCAGAGAGCACACACAGGAGAUAAACCUUAUAGCUGUGAUCAGUGUGCCAAGAGAUACUUUAAUAAAAGAUCUCUGAUCAAACAUCAGAAAAUACAUACAUUAAUUAGUUAUUUCAUGAUAUCAAUGAAAAGAUGUCACAAUGUAGAAUGUUUUAACAUUGUAGUAGGAGUAUUUUAAUGACGUCACAAUGUAGAACCCUAAACGUUUGUCCCCUGUUCUAUUGAUUUCAACAUGAUAUGGAUAUUAGACUCAGGGGGAAAAUCCAGGCUCUGAAAUGGAAGAGUAUUAUUUAACAAACAGUGAUUAACAAAAAAUGUGUUUUGUUCCACUUACCACGUUCGUGAUCCACUUGAAUCAAAAUGCAACACUUUAAAAUGUAUCAAGCUGUUUUCUGCAAGUUGUCCUCUAACCAGGGAUGUACACAUUACUCCCAAAUUCAGUGUGGUUUUUGAGCUGUUAGCUUUAACAUGACGUGCAACCUCAUCUCUCUUCUCGCACAAAUGAUUUUAGCAUGAUAUUGAUGAGUUAUAACAAAUAAGUGUUGUGUUCCUUUGUUUAGUGACUCCUAAAUUUAAAUGCAUCCCUCCAAAAUGUAGCUGACUGUCUUCUGCAGGUUGUCCUCUAACCAGUGAGGUAAAAGAUAUCUCCCAUUUCCAUGUGUUUUUUUAGUUGUGUUAGUUUCAACAUCACGUACAACCUAAUUUCCCCUCUAAUCGAUAUCAGUGAUUUAUUGCGUCUUGUCAAAACAACAGCGUUUUUGGUGCUUGUGCAGUUUAUAAGGAGCUUGUUUUAAAAAUACAAGAAAUAUGAUUAUUGUGGCAGAUGUUUGUCUAUAUAGCACAUUUUAUGUUUAGGUUUUCAAUUUAUCCCUAACUGUUUCUGCAUAUUGGUUAUUGAUUUGGAGACAUUAAAACUGUGUUUUGACAUUGGGGAUAUCACA
Oncorhynchus mykiss (rainbow trout) is the source of this 2811-nucleotide messenger RNA. NCBI's taxonomy places the organism in Eukaryota, Metazoa, Chordata, Actinopteri, Salmoniformes, Salmonidae. The record is from RefSeq and is a predicted model, not a curated record.